Theobroma umbraticum is the source of this 3930-nucleotide messenger RNA. Lineage: Eukaryota; Viridiplantae; Streptophyta; Magnoliopsida; Malvales; Malvaceae. The record is from RefSeq and is a predicted model, not a curated record.
AUGGACGCGAUCAUAUCCUCUGCUCUCGAAGAAAUCUGCGCGCAAGGGCGACAUGGCCUCACCCUAUCCUCCCUUUGCUCGAAGCUCGGUCUGAGCGUCGGACUUAAACGAGCCUUAUGGACCAACCUACUCAAAAUCCCAACCGUUCAGUUUCAAGUUCCAAAUCGUGUUUACGAUCCAGAUGACCCUUCGAUUCGAUGCUUCGAGGAUGCGGAAAAGCUGGAUUUGAUCAUUAUAUGUGGCAGAUUGAAAAAUGCUGGUUUAGUAGAGAAGACUUAUGCAAAGGUGAACGGGAAGGAUGAGCGCUGCCUACAUUUGCUAAAAAUGUUUUCCCUCGUGGAUUUUGAGCAAAAACCAAUCAAGCAUGUUGAAGGCAAAGAACUGAAAUUUGGAAGAUGUCAAAUAGCUAACCAGCUUGUGGAGCUUCCCAUUUUGCAUCAGAUUUAUGACGCAAUUCAAGCUGCAGGAGUUGAGGGGAUGCUUAUUAAAGAGUGCACACACUUAAAAAAUGGAAAAUUGGCAGAGAAAUUUAGUCUUUGGAUGAAAUGUGAAAACUGCAUAUGUCCCUUUUCCGUCUCAUUCAUAGAUUUUUCUGUGAAACAGGUCAGCCAGAGGUUUGGAGUCGAUAUGAAGACAAAUUUCAAAAACUGUUGUCUUAUGAGCAAUAAAUUUGGGAUGCCUAUGCAGAGGGAACUUCAUAAAAAAAACUCUGAAUACAGAAUUCGGACAGCCAAGAGCUGUGAAUCAUCGGAUGUGAUUCCAAGUAGAUCAAAAGACCUUUUCAGCAAAAAUUCUAGUUUGGGUGUUGUCAAUCCUGGGUUUUCAGACGGGUCAGCCCAAAUUUUAGGUCUUUUGAACUCUGAAAGUAAUACCCUGGGGAAGACAAACAACAGGGAAACUGAAAUAGAGCUUUCGUGUUGCUCUACCAGAGGUAGCGAGGCAGGCGAUAGUAUCUCCAAUACUUGCAAAUCACAAGAGUUAAUCCAUGAAUCUAAAGAAGUUGUUUCCGACACAGGACUCCAUUCAGUGAAUAGUCAAACAAUGCCACUUAAACCCCGUCAGUAUUUGACAGUUGAUAACACCCGGAGGGAGCAGAGAAUCGUUGACUGGUUACAGGUUGAAAAGGUUGUCUUGAGAGCAGAGCUAUAUAGGUGGCUUGUGGAUCUUGAGAAGGACAAAAGCACAACAAUGGGCAGGAAAUCUGUAGACCGAAUUUUGUACAAGCUUGAAAACCAAGGGCAAUGCAAAUGUGUCCACCUACCUGUACAUGAGAUUAUGAGUACUGAUGCUAACCGUAAAGUCAAGGUGGCUCUGCACCCAUCUAUUCAAAGUCUAUCUUCUGAGGUACUAGGUAGAAUCCGUUAUAGACUCAUGUGUUUUGAGAAGCAAACUCAUUGCCAGGGCUCAUUCAAGAAAAAGAACAUUAACUCAGUUCUUGUAUUGGAUGGCGUACAAAGAACUCACACUCAAGCUUGUUCGGAUGCCCUAGCUCUUAGAAUGGCAGCCAUGCGUGCUAAUGGAUUCAUAUCGGGAAAAAUGGUGCGUGCAAAGCUGUUGCACAUUUUUUUCUGGGAUUAGGUAUUUAGUUCACCUACUAGGAAUGAUGUCUUAUCAUAUGGGAGACAAGAUCAUGAUCAACAGAAUCCUUAUGUCACUCACAAUCUGUUUGAUGUGAAAGCAGCUAUCGAGGGCAUUCCACUUGAGCUAUUCCUUCAAGUUGUGGGUUCCACUGUUCAAGUUGACAGCAUGAUAGAGAAGUUUAGAAAGGGACUACGUUUAUGUGAUCUUUCCAUUCGGGAGUAUAAUGAUCUAAAUGUUACUCCAGCAAUUAGGAGACUGUCAUCGAUUCUAUCUAUUUUACAGCGGUUGAAGUUGAUUCGUCCGGUAACUAGUGAAAGCUCUGAAGAUGGAGUCAUUGUCCCACAUGCCAGUCCUAUGUAUGUCCUGGAGCUUAAGCCUUGUAUAGAGGAACCGCCAUUAGUUGCAACAUAUUCAAGUUCUGGAUGCCUUGAUUGUUGCCCAGACAGAGAUGCUGUAGAUGAGAUUGUCAGGCAUGAUUUUAUCCUCUCAAACAGAGAUGCUAUUGAUGAAUACUGGCGAGUUUUGGAAUAUAUUUAUGCAGUGGCUGAUCCGAAAGCUGCUUUGCAUGCAUUCCCUGGGUCUACAGUUCAUGAGAUUUCUGGUCACAAGUCAUGGGCCUCAGGUCGAGGAAUGACUGCUAGUCAGCAAGCCAAGGUACUCAAACUUAUAGUGAAGAGUAACUUCAAUAAAAAACUUCCAUACAAAGAAUGUAAGGAGAUCGCGAAGAAUCUAAAUCUCACCUUGGAGCAGGUUAGAUCAUGUUUCAGGUUAGAUCGCGAAGAAAAUCUUACGUUAGUCUCUCCUCAAGACCAUGAAACUCGGGUGCAAGAACAUCAAGAGGAAGAUCACUGGAAGAUUUCUGAAAAGCCUGGAGUAAAUAGAGACAAGUGUGACUCCUAUACCAGUCGUUCAGCCUUUACCAAGAUGAAGUCAGCACGUCAAAGAAGGUUUCCAUGGACAGAUGAAGCAGAUAGGCAAUUAGUAAUUCAAUAUGUAAAACACCACGCAGCAGCAAAAUUUUCUGACAAAAGCAGGCCUUCACUUUCUGACCUUCCAGCACCUCCAAAAGUCUGCAGAAGAAGAAUGUCAUUCCUAAAGCAGAAUAGAAAAUUCAGAGAAUCUUUAAUAAGCCUUUGUAAUAUGCUUAGCGAACAUUAUGAGAAGCACCUGGAAGAAACGGAGAGCAGGUCAAUGGAUGAUGAUGAUCGUGGACUACUCAUACCAUGUUCAUCAGGGGCUGGUAAUUGCAGGAGUUUCUUUGAAGGCAUUGGAUGCAAUCAAACUAGAGGUGUCCAGGAAGAACACUGUGACAAUUAUAAUAUGGAAAAGAUUAAUUUAGCCUUGGAAGAGGUUCUUCGUAGCAGGUGGGUGGCUACACUGGAGGCCCCUGGAAACGUCUGCGACUCUCAAUUUCCAUCUAAUACGGGGAGUAGCGCUGCUAGAUUUUCUAGGUGGCUUCGUGCACGUGAAAAAGAUUUUCUGAGAGGAGGCAUCGAUCUCCGUCCAGAUUUAACGUGUGGGGAAAUUUUUCAUUUGUUUGCGUUAGUUUCUUCAGGCCUCAUUUCUGCAAGUCUUGAAAUUGGCAGCAAUUCAUCACAUUCUGAAGUUGGUAACGAAAAAGUAAAUUUCAGAAGCACUGUCCCUGCUCCUGGGUAUUCUUGUGACUCGACUUGGGAACUGAUGGUUUGUUAUGCUACACUUUUGAUGCCAUUACCUUCCAAUCAAGAACAUGUUGGUACUUUGUCUCCUGAAGUCUUUAAAACUAUCUACACUGCCAUCCAGAAGGCUGGUGAUCAAGGUUUGGCCAUUAGAGAAGUUUCCAGAGUUAUGGAUACAUUAGGAGAAGAAAUGGCUGAACUUGUCAUUGAUGUACUCCAAAAGUUUGGACUAGCAGAAAAGGUCAGAAUUAACGGUUCACUUCGUGUCAUUGCUGGAUCAACAAAGAAGCCCUCAAGCAUACACAUGGAUUACAAUGAUGUGCAAAAAUUCAACAUUCUCAAUCAUCAUGAGCAUGUUGAUUCAUUGCCUGAUAAAACUCACACUGUUAAUUUGCGUGAGGAUUCUAUGCAACGCAAUGUUGUAUACCAGGAGCAAAUAAUAGACAUGGUCUGCCUGAAGGCUGCAAAUGUCAUGCGUGAUAUUAUUCACAAAAUGGAGUUGCCAAACCCCCAGCACUGUAAGAAGGUAUUAAGGUUGAUGGUUCGGGACAAACACCUUAUCAUGAAGAAGAUGCAUCAAAGUCUACCUGGUGGAGUCCCAAGUGUUUUAGGAACCCUCAACAUGAAAAAAUCAAAAUUAAUUUACCGCGAGCACUUCUUCGCCAACCCUAUGAGAACCUCUCUACUGUAG